Molecule: messenger RNA, 4231 nt
Organism: Calidris pugnax (ruff)
Lineage: Eukaryota; Metazoa; Chordata; Aves; Charadriiformes; Scolopacidae
Gene: RIPOR3
Product: family with sequence similarity 65 member C
Exons: 22
Coding region: 446-3295 (949 amino acids)
Source: RefSeq, a predicted model, not a curated record
AACAAGCGCUCCGGAGCCGCGGCUUCCUGGAAAGGCAGCCCGGCUGGGUGACGGGCAGCGGCGAUAAGCGGCGGCUAUCGGGGCCCUCCCGGCGGGCCCGGCCUUUCCGCGCCGCCGGCAGCCGCGGGGAGAGGUGCGGAGCCGUUCUCCGCGCCCCGCCGCCCAGAGGGCAGGUAGGAAACACCUGGCCGCGGAGGAGAGCGGAGCCGAUCCCGUCGGGGAACGGUCCCGGGGGGGUGGAAGGCAGGGUGCCGGCUCCGGACGGGGAGAGGAGGCGUCCCGCCGAGCCCCCCGCCCUGCCCGGCGGCGGGAGGUACCGGGCAGGGACGCGUCGGUAACGGCGCUUCGGGCAGCCGGCAGAGAGAGGGGAUCCGAGACGCGGGGGGCAACGGGGAGGCAACGGCACCGCAUCGGUAGGAGCCGAUAAACUUCCUGGCUGGCCACCAUGUCGGUCAAGCUCACAUUUGUCUCUCCCAGCGAUGGGGGUGGUAUCAGCAGGAGCUGCUCCUUCACUGGAUUCAGCACUGUGCAAAGCAGAAAAUUAGCAAAGUCUCUUGGCAGAAGUUCGGUGAGAUCAAGAAUGUCACUGAAGUCCCCCAAGGCUUAUAAUUCCCUGCAGAAGGGGGCAGUCAUCUGGGAUCCAAAGCCACUGCAGGUGAAGAAAAUUUUUGAAGCUUUGAAGAAAGGACUUAAUGAAUACUUGGAAGCACAUCAGGCUGAAUUGGAUUAUCUCUCGGGUCGACACAAAGAUACCAAAAGGAACUCCAGAUUGCCUCUGCUAUUUCUCUUUCAGGCUUUCUACUAUGACCUGGAUAAGCAAAUCCGCUCUGUGGAGAGAUACAUCAGAAAACUGGAGUUUCACAUUAGCAAGGUAGAAGAACUCUAUGAAGCUUACUGUAUCCAGUGCAGGCUACGAGAUGGGGCCACUAAUAUGAAACAUGCCUUUUCCUUGUCUCCUUCCACCAAAGCCUCCAGAGAGAGCCUAGUGGAGCUUUACAAGAACUUCCAAGAGUGCACAGAGGACAUGUGCUUUAUAGAAGGGGCAUUGGAGGUCCAUUUGGGAGAGUUUCACUUGAAGAUGAAAGGGUUGGUGGGCUUCGCACGUCUCUGCCCAGGGGACCAGUAUGAGGUGUUUGUGCGACUGGGACGCCAAAAAUGGAGGUUGAAAGGCAAAAUUGAGACAGAUGACAGCCAAACGUGGGAUGAGGAAGAAAAGAUUUUUAUACCCAAUCUCCAUGAGAAGUUUGAAAUCAAGGUGACAGAGCUGCGAGGACUGGCUACUAUUCUAGUUGGUGUCGUGACAUGUGACAGCAUAAACUUCUUUACAACCAAGCCUCAGGCAAUCAUUGUGGAUAUAACUGAACUGGGCACCAUCAAGCUACAGCUGGAGGUCCUCUGGAACCCCUUCGACACAGAGAACCUGUUUUUGUCCCCUGGAACCACUGCCAAGUUUUCUGUGGGCAGCAGGAAGAGCUCUUUGUACAACUGGACUCCACCAAACACUCCCAGCUUCAGAGAGAAAUACUACCUGUCUCUUCUGCAGCAAAGGCAGAACCAAGGGGAUGUCACGGAUGAAGCUCGCCCUCCCAGCAUAUUGAGCUACUUGGCUGCCUGUGAUUUCGAUGUACACGGGAGGAGCAAGCCCCACACUCCUGCAGAGACCAGCGAGGCAGACUCCUUCAGCUCCGAGGAUCAGAAAGGGACAGAAUCCAGAAAUACAACUCCAGGUCUAGACCACGGGACUUUGCCAUCGGUGAUUAUUCAAGAGACUGGUGCAGAAGAGCAACAGCAUCCUCUUCCAAAUCGCACGACUCUAGAUAUCCUGAAGAAGACUCCAUGUGCGGACGGAUUGCCAAACAACCCACCUGGUUUUCUGAAUCGUCACAAAGGUAGCAGAGAUCCUUUCAACCAGACCAGAAAUCGCUGUCUGACAGAGCAAGACAUUAGCCAGAAAAGCUUGAAUGCUGCAAAUGACCUGAAACUAGAUGGACAUACAAAGUCAAUUGAUAAGACUCUCCAAGAAGUGUUAAAUUUGCUGAAAUCACAUAAUGUGGGGCAAGCCCAACUGGAGAAAUUGGAAUACCAGGUUUCAUCUCUGAGGGAUAAAUUAAAGCUAAAGGCACCUCAUCACAAACAUUCAUCUAUGGAAAGUUUAAUGGUGGAGACGGUGCUGGAAAGUUUUGACUUUCUAAACGCUGACUGUAGCGCUGAUGAGCUUUCGUUGUUUGGAAGCAUAAGAACAGCCAGCAUCAGCACAUACAAUGACAACACGCUUCAAUCCCUCAGCUGUGACACAAGAACAGAGACAAGAGAUGUAACUACUGGUGAUGACAACUUAGACACACUUUUGAUAACUCAUCUGAAGCUCUGCAAAGCUCUUCUGCAGAAACUGAGGUCGCCAAAUGUAGCCCAGGUUGUCCAAGAGAGCAUUUUGGAAGAAGUAUCAGAGCAGACACGAGUCCUGGGGGACGUCUUGGAUAUGUCUGUUGAAGAAAUUAUUCAGAAGACUAAAAAGAAGAAGCACUAUCUGAAAAUCUGGAGUGAUCUCGCAGAGCCUGGCAGCGUCUUGUUUGCUUCAGCAGAAAGAUUCUGUCAUGCACUGAAAUACACACUGACACUCAAAGUGAAGGAGAAAUACCCUGGUCAAUUAGAAGCAGUGUUGCAGAGGCUGCAAGAACAGAUCAUGACCUGUGAUGGGUUGCUCCCCUCUCCCUACCUCCAGACAGAACCGGUUACUUUAUUCCAAUUUUACAGCUACCUGGAGAAACACCACAUCACCAGCCUGGAGAAACACUUGGGGAAACUCGCAAAAGAAGUGAUGCUGAUCGAGGAGCUGCAAUGCCCCGGGCGGCUGAAGACUCUUAAAAAACUGAAAGGAAAGAGACUGAACAAACUGCAGCCUCUGGCGCAGACGCUGCGGCUCCUGGGGACCCUGCAGCUGGACGACAACCACCGCGUCAGCAAAGCUGCCACCUCCUGCCUCUCCCGCGCCGCGGCCAACAGGAGCUUCAGGGAAAGGGCUCUCCUUUUUUACACUGAUGCUUUAAGUGACUGUGAUGCAAGACUUCAGCAAGCUGCGUGUUUGGCCCUUAAAAACCUCAGAGGAGUGGAGAGCAUUGAGCAGGUUGCCCACCUGUGCCAGUCUGAAACAGAGGAGGUCAGGAACGCAGCCAGGGAAACCACACUCUCCUUUGGUGAGAAGGGCCGACAAGCCUUCGAGAAAAUGGACAGGAUUUGCUGUGAAUUGAGAGAAACCGUCCAACAGGAGGCGGAAAUUGAAAUCACCGUGUUUUAGUAGUGGAGUAUGAGGAGCUGAAUGACGUUGUCCUCACAGCCACAAAUGGGUACCCAGGGUUUGGUUUUUGUUGUUUCUCAGUGUCUGGGUGACUGUCCCCACUGUGUCCCCCUGCCCAAGGACAGGGCACGGGGGGGGGGCAGCUUCCAGCCCCCACCAAAGGGACUGUGGGACGCUCUGUCUCUUGGCACAGGGGGAAGGAUGAAGUGCUCAACAGGUUAAAAACCAGGAUCUCCUAGAACAUGGAACCAGGGUGUCACUUGAGUAUUUUAAUAUCCCCAUCUCACUGGACUUAUCUGUCCCUGCUCAAACUGGAAGUCAAAUAGGAUCUAUUUUCCCACAAAGUAUGUUAUUAAUUUGGCAUUUCUCAAAGAGGAGAGACAUCAUCACUCUCCAACAGUCCAUCUAGAAACCAGCAGACAACAGAUCACUUACAUCAGCUGCUGUGUAUAUCAGAAACAUCGAGCCCCAGGGCUUGGUGCUUUCCUUUUUUGUACUAUUUAGUUGCGGAAGGGAAAACUUGUUACUUCAACAGCCAAUUUCUUUGCAAUUAUUGCAAUUUAGGACAGGUUCUAGCAGGGCCACAUGGCUGUACCGUGUCCAUCCCCAGCAGUUCUCAACAGGAAGGUACGUCUUGUCUGUGCCACGGACACGUGCACAGCUCUAUGGUGUUUUGAUGAGGUCUUUUUUUUUUUUAAAAAGAAAUUAUUAAUUUAGUCAUAGACCAAGACUUCUCAUAAUCAUAGACCCAGUGUCAGGCUCCUCAGUUCCCUUAGUGGAGGGUGGCCAUAAGGAGGUGCCUGGCUUCAGGUAAAUACUUGAAAGGGUUUGGCUUGUGUGUAUAUAUUUUUUUAUAUAUAUAUAACUUUUCUAUUCAGUAUUUAUUUGUUGGAUUUCAUACUGUUUUCUAAAAUUCUAAUAAAACUUUUGAGACAA